Messenger RNA from Alligator sinensis (Chinese alligator), 4811 nucleotides. RefSeq names its product transmembrane protein 150C (gene TMEM150C). The transcript is spliced from 10 exons. The record is from RefSeq and is a predicted model, not a curated record. Bases 298 to 1047 code for a protein of 249 amino acids. NCBI's taxonomy places the organism in Eukaryota, Metazoa, Chordata, Crocodylia, Alligatoridae.
CCUGCGCCGCUACUCAACCAGGGCCCGGCGGGCGUAGAGGAGGCCGAUGCUUUGUGUUCGGCUGGAGGAGCCCGGAGCCGCAAAGCCCCGCCCCUUCCUGGAAGAAACGCUUCUCUUCCCCGCCGCGGUGCAGGUGCGGCCGCCCGGACCGCCGCCAGGGGUGUGUAAUUGUCCCUGACUUGGGCACUGGAAGGUGUAUUGUAUGCAUUAAAAGUAUCGCUCUUGGAGGCCAAGAGGAAGAAGUGAUCCUACGUAUCUCGCCAUAUAUGUUGCAGUACUUGGACACAUCAAGCCAGCAUGGAUGGGAAGAAAUGCAGCAUGUGGAUGUUUUUACCACUUGUGUUCACCCUGUUCACUUCAGCCGGGUUAUGGAUAGUAUACUUCAUAGCAGUGGAAGAUAACAAAAUUCUCCCAUUAAACCUGCCAGAUAGGAAACCUGGUUCCAAAAGUCCACCAUAUAUAAGUAUCGCAGGUGAUGCCCCUCCUGCAAGCUGUGUCUUUAGCCAAGUCAUGAAUAUGGCUGCAUUUCUAGCACUUGUCGUUGCAGUUCUCCGUUUCAUACAGCUGAAGCCAAAGGUGCUAAACCCUUGGCUGAAUGUUAGUGGGCUGGUCGUAUUAUGCUUGGCCUCAUUUGGAAUGACCUUACUUGGCAACUUUCAGCUUUCCAAUGAUGAAGAGAUACAUAAUGUUGGCACCUCCCUGACAUUUGGUUUUGGAACCCUGGCCUGCUGGAUUCAGUCUGCCUUGACGCUCAAAAUAAACUUAAAGAAUGAAGGACGAAAAGUUGGAAUCCCACGAGUCCUCUUAUCUGCUACUAUAACCCUGUGUGUGGUCCUUUAUUUCAUCCUGAUGGCCCAAGAGAUCCAUAUGCAUGCUGCCAGGAUCCAGUGGGGUUUGGUGAUGUGCUUCCUCUGCUACUUCGGCACCUUUGCAGUGGAGUUCAGACACUACAGAUUCGAGAUUGUUUGCUCUGAGUAUCAGGAAAACUUCCUGAGCUUUUCUGAAAGCCUUUCGGAGGCGUCCGAGUAUCAAACGGAUCAGGUGUAGAGCCUGCCUUUGUCACAGUAGCAGGCUAGGGUGGUCACAUGAUUUAACCCACGACCUCAUUACACUUUUUCAAUGAGUUCAUUUUUCAUGUAUAAUCAAAGUCAUAUUGCCAAAGGGCUUUGAGGGUGGUUGCUAAGGGCAAAACAAAACACAAGUAUCUAUCUGAUCAAAUAUGAAGAAAUAAUGUUUUUGUGAGAGAAAUUGCUGAGACACCUCUUUCUCUGCAACCCGUGUCCCAGUCAUAAUACAAAUGCUGAACAGUCAGUCCUCAUAAUACUACAGUAUUAACCCCACUGUACAGAUGAGGAAACUGAAGGAAAGGACUUCUCCAGGACCACAAAUAGAGUUAGGAUUUAGUACUCAGGAUCUGCUGACUCCCUGCCCUGCUCUCAGACCUCUGGACUGCUUCUGUCUAACAUUUCAACUGCAUUUUUUUUCCUUUGCCUUGUUAGACAGGGGUAAUUGGAUUGCACAGUGAGGAAGAACUGCUGGCUCUUGAACUGGUUUUAUACCAUGUGAACUUGGAACCAGUCAGCAGAAGAAAAUGCAAACAUACUGAUCCUUACUAAGAACAGGCACUUCUGGUCUGGAAGGUAGUUAAAGGUGAGACCUUGUUUGAGGAAAACUAGACUACUGAGAAUGUAGCAGAACACUAGUCAAUUAUAGUCAUCAGCUGAUGUCCUUGUUGGUGUGGGACAAGAAUGGCCCACAGGCACUAACUAAACAGAAAACACAAAAUGCAUCGCAGCUGUGGGGCUUAAUCUUUGCUACUUCAAGUUUACGCAUUGGUUUGAACAGCUGGGGCUCGAGUAAGCAAGCAGUGCUAAGUGAAAAUGUGAACAUUCAUUCUGCCUAGACAGGACCUGGAGAGGAUUUAAAUUUUUUUUUAUUUUUAGUGCUUCCAUACGAUACUGUGUAUAAUAGUAAAAAAGCUGCUUUUGUUGCCAUGCCUAAGUGGCAAGAGAAACCUUGAAUAGCAACCCUGGCUCAUGGAUGGUAAAUGCUUAAUGUAGAGUAUAUAGGAUGUAAGCUUAUUUUGCUGCUUUAUGCACUUACAAGGGAAAUUCACCCCUUGGCAGAGUCUGGCACAAAGGAUAAAGCUGAGCCCUACACUGCAUCUUAUUUAAGGCCUAGGCAUCCAGGUAUGCAAUUGAUUCCAUGUGACAAAACCUCACUGAAGUCCCUGUGAGGACUCCUGUAAGAUUAGGGCCCUUAGGACUUAGGCAGUGCACAGGCCUUAGACUGGGCCUCUGCAUGGGUUGAAAUAGUCUUAAAAAUUCAGGUUACUAAAGACAACUAUAGGUGGAGAUGGAUAGAUAAAAUACAGUAUUCAUAGGAGCUUUCUCCUGUUCCUUAAAAGAGGGAAAUCACCUGCCAAUUGUUUCAGUUCUGGAGCAAAUUUUUUGUUACCCAGUUUUAAAUCAUCAGGCUGGUUGGAAAAAAUGUAGAAUUUUUUUUCACCUGAAAAAAGUAUGGUUUUUUUUUUGUUUGUUUGUUUGUUUUUUUGUUUUUUUCCCCAGUGACAAAUAAAAAUCUUAGGUCUGAAAACCAGAUAUUUAAGAGGAAACACUAACAUGGUAGGUAUGAGUUGUUGUUCAGGUGACUAAGCCCUGUUUUGCUCCAUGGGCCAGACUCAAGCUGGAACUUUUAUCUCCCUGCUGAGCCCUCAUGGUGCCUCAUGUAGCCCACCCAGAAAAUAAUGAGCGUGACUGAAAAUAGGGGUGUAAGAUGCAUGAAUUACAAUUUACAUGAGGCAUGUAGUGUUUCUCAGUCACAAGGUUAUAGUUGUGUGAGCUUGGCUUUUUAAUUAAAAGUCAACAUUCCUUGCUGAAACAGAUUUUGAUGGAAAAUUUCCCACUGGCCCUCUUACGCUGUUUUAUUUGGGCCAGAGUUUUGUCUUCCAUUAAUAUUGAUAUAAAUCUAGAGUAACUCUACUGAAUGGAGUAUUUACACCUGAUUGCAGAAUCUGGCUAUUGAGUAUUAUCUUAAAAGAACAGUACUAAAAAGAAAAAAAGGCAGGAAACUUUCUGAGAAGGGAGUGUCUUUGGGGACAGCAUCUAAGUUUAUCUGUAGUGAUUUUACCACACUAGCGGAAAACUCGCAGCUGGUUUAAAGCCAAUCCAGGUAACUUUCCUUUUGUCAGUUAGGGGAAGGUGAGAUGGAACCAGACAUACAUGGGGAAUCGCAUACACACACAUGCAUAUUGAACAGAGAAGCAUAAAUGUUUUUGUUAAAAGGUGUUUUACUGUAAAUAGUCCACUGUGACAUUUUUUUUAAAAUCAAAUACUUCUGUUUUAUCAUUUUGUAUUUUGAAAUUUUCUCAAAGAAAAAUAAUGAAGUUUGUGAUUUUUUUUUUCCUUCUACUAUAUGCAAGCCAAGCUGCAUUUCAGCUGCUUGGUGAUAUACUGUACAUUUCUUAAUGUAUUUCUAAUGGCACAUUUCAGUACAGCUGAAUGAUGACUGAUACACACUGAAACAUGACCACAAAAUAAAUUUCGUUUAUGGAGAAAAUGAAGUUGUUGUUUUCCACUCCCACUUUUUUUCUGCAUGGUUUUGUUAUGAAGAAAGGAAUAAGGUGUGGUCAGGUAUUUUCUCUGAGUAAUGCUACACUGGUGCAAAUCAAUGCUAAUUAGGUUCAAGGACUAUUCGACCAUUUAGAUACAGAUCCAGUAUUAAUGGUUGCUAAUCUGGUACAUUUAAACACAGACAUUUGUUAAAACAGGCUAUAGAUUUGCUCAGAUUAACUGAACCUACCUUGAGGUUGGGCCCUGAACUCUGUAAUCUGUUGCUUUCCCAGGAGAAAAUGCAUUAUCAAGAUUAAAAUUUACUUUUGAAAAGUCUUCUCUGCUUGAAUGAUAUCAAUGUAGAUGGCAAUACAGAGAAAUUAUUGCAAUCUCAGUUCAGUUUUUGUAAGGCAGAUAUUGGCAUUCAAUGUAGGGCUCGGUUCUGCUAUUGGAUUUGCAAGUACAGCGCAGGGUACAUCAAAAUUAAUGGAGGUCCCAUGUGGCAUAAUGAACCCUACUUGCCAAAUACUAUGCAUGGACUGGUCUGCAUUCAGAAAGUUACAUAAAACAAUUCCCUUCUACUUUGUGCUUCUGGUAUUGCCAACCCAAGUGUUCAAAAGUCAUAAGUCAGGCUUCAGCCCUUCCCCUCUUUCGAUCUUAAUGAAUUAAAAAAUUUAAGUAUUUUUUUCAUGUGGGUUAAAUAUGGACUGGAUUGUUAUAUACAGGAAGAAACAAAUAAACUUGUAAAGUGAAUCAGUAGAAAGGGUCUGAAAUUUAAUGGGAUGAAGUGCCAAGUCAUGCACUUAGGAAUCAAUACCAGCAAUUUGUGGUGUAAAACUAGGGUUUGAAGAUUGGAAAUGAUGGCAGAAGAUAAGGACCUUGGCUUAUUAACAGAUGACCAUGAGUCAUUAGCAGGGAUCCUGGUUUUCCACGGAAAAACGGUGAAAACCACGGAUUUCCCCUUUUUAUCAGAGAAAACGCGGAUUUCUCCUUUUAGCAGAAAAACCUGCGGAUUCCCUGCUUUUGCAAACAGCUCUUGCAGGCUGGUUGAGCUGCAGCCUGCAAGAGCUGUUUGCAAACAGGGCAGGAAACCCCCAGCCCUGCCCGGAGGGGUGGCGGAAGAGCAGGGCCUGAAGCGCUCAGUCAGCCACAGCUCCUCUCAGCUCAGCUUCACUCUUUGCUCCGGGAGCCUGAGGUAAGUGGGGCUUGCUGGGGGCCCCUCUGGCAGGGCUGGGGAGUUGUGGAUCAUGGCUAGUGGGU